CCAUUUUGUUGAUGCAACCUUGAUCUCUUCCGGUUCUUCCUGUCAUUGUGCGGCUUUGAUACAACCGCCAGGUUCCCAAGUUAUUGAAGAAAGACCUGAAAAAAAAACUGAUUUAGAGGAACUGCUAACGGACGUGCUGUAGUAAGCUAAAAUGUACAGAGAUCGAAGCAGGAAUCGCGGCAGGCCAAGGUCCAAUGAUCGUGGUCCGAGGGGUGGAGGAGGAAGAGGAUUUGGUGGUGGUGGUGGAGGGGGAUUUGGAGCAAGCAGCCUCAAAGGAAAGCAGCCUGGUGAAAGAUUAAGACGGCCAAGAUGGGACAUGUCAGCACUACCGCCAUUCAGGAAAGAUUUUUAUGUACCACAUCCAAAUGUGUUAAACAGAAGCCCUCAAGAAGUUGCACGGUACCGUGCAAGUAAGGAAAUAACUGUCAAGGGAAAUGCUGUUCCAGAUCCAGCUUUAACUUUUGAAGAAGGAAAUUUCCCAGAUUAUGUUAUGAACGAAGUUAGACGGCAAGGUUUUGAAGAACCCACUGCCAUACAAGCACAAGGAUGGCCCAUUGCUCUUAGUGGAAGAGACAUGGUUGGAAUAGCACAAACCGGUUCUGGGAAGACACUAGCGUACAUUUUCCCAGCAAUUGUCCAUAUCAAUCAUCAACCACGAUUACAAAGAGGUGAUGGCCCUAUUGCACUAGUGUUGGCUCCCACUAGAGAACUGGCACAGCAGAUUCAACAGGUUGCCUCAGAGUUUGGUGCUUCAUCUCUUGUAAGAAACACUUGUAUCUUCGGAGGUGCGCCAAAAGGACCACAGGCAAGGGACUUGGAACGUGGUGUUGAAAUAGUGAUUGCAACACCAGGACGUCUGAUAGACUUUCUGGAGAGAGGGACAACGAAUUUACGUCGUUGCACAUAUUUGGUUUUGGAUGAAGCUGAUCGUAUGCUUGAUAUGGGCUUUGAACCACAGAUACGGAAGAUAAUUGAGCAGAUUAGGCCUGACCGACAAGUCCUGAUGUGGUCAGCAACGUGGCCAAAAGAAGUUCGUAACCUGGCAGAAGAGUUCUUAACAGACUACAUCCAGAUAAAUAUCGGCUCUCUGCAAUUAUCUGCCAAUCACAAUAUCCUUCAGAUUAUUGAUGUAUGUCAGGAGCAUGAGAAAGAAGCAAAGUUAAUGAAGUUGCUGUCAGAAAUAGCUGCUGAACCAGACAGCAAAACCAUAAUAUUUGUAGAGACUAAAAGGAAGGUGGAUGAUAUAACAAGAAGCAUUGUUCGUUAUGGAUGGCCAGCUAAAAGUAUUCAUGGAGAUAAAUCACAGCAGGAGAGAGAUUAUGUAUUAGCAGAAUUUCGAAAUGGGAAGGCAGCAAUUUUGGUUGCCACAGAUGUUGCUGCCCGUGGUUUGGAUGUUGAAGAUGUCAAGUUUGUCAUCAACUUUGACUAUCCUCAGAGUUCAGAGGAUUAUGUCCACAGGAUAGGGCGAACUGGACGAUCAGAUAAGACAGGAACAGCGUAUGCAUUUUUCACACCAAGUAAUGCAAAGCAAGCAGGUGAUCUAAUUUCUGUGCUAAAAGAAGCCAAUCAAGUAGUGAAUCCAAAGUUACAGGAAAUGGCCUCUAUUGGAGGUGGAUUUGGAGGAAGAGGAAGAAACCGAUGGAGCAGUGGUCGUGGUGGAGGAGACAGAGGGCGUGACAGAGGUAGAGACCGUGAUGCAGACAGAGGUGGUCGUGAUAGAGGCAAUGAUCGGAGUGGAAGUAGGUGGGGUGACGGAGAUCGCGGGGGUGGCAGGCGAACCCGCUUUUCUGACAGAGACAGAAGUGAUUUCAGUAGGGACAGCUCUCAGAAUGCAAACUUUGAACCACUUGGUGGAGGGGGAGGCAGUCGUCCAGGUUUGGGUUCUGCUAAUAGUCCAAGAGGUCUGGGCUCGGGAAGUACCAUCCAGGGAGGACUCGGUUUGCAGAAUAUCCCAAGCAGUAGUGGUUUAGGUGGUGGAUUAGGAAGCCAGAGGCCAGCUCCUGUGAAUCAUGAUACUGGUGGUCCAGGAUUUGGAGGACUUGGCAAUCAGAGAACUGGUCCUGCCAGUGGUAGGGCCGGUCUGUUACAAAAUCCUGAUUUCUCUCAGGGUGGUGGCCGCAGCAUUCUUAAUCCCGACUUUCAGCAUGCUGGGAAUAGACGUUCUAGUAACACUGAUUUUCCACCUGAAGGGAACAGAAGCAUGCUGAAUUCAGAUUUUCAGCAAGGCGGUAACAGGAAUAUUGCAAAUGCAGAUUUUCAGCAAGGUCCUAACAGAGGCCCACCAAAUUCAAAUUUCCAGCAAAGUGGUAACAGGGGACCCUCAAACCAAGACUUCCAGCCAGGAGGGAAUAGGGGAAUGCAGAAUUCGAGUUUUCCUCCGGGUGGCAACAGAGCGGGCCAGAACCCUGACUUCCAACCUGUUGGAAACAGAGGCCCACCUAAUCCUGAUUUUCAGCAUGGAGGAAGUCGUCCGCCCAAUGAAUACCAGGCGGGAGGAAAUCGUGGGCUGCAAGAUUUCAACCAGCCGCAUGUUGGAAGCUCUGCCAGGGGACCACCUCACAGCUUCCCACACAAUGAUGAUGUCAGCAGGGGGCCUCGCGGUAGAGCUGGAGAUGGGCAACUGUCAGGGCCAAGCAGGGGUGGUCAGCCUCUUCUCAAUAACCCACCGUCAUUGUUAUCAAUGAACUUAGCUAAACCACCACCUCCACCACCAGCACCUGCAGGAAAAGCAGGUGGUCCACCAGCACAGAUGCCAUACAUGAAUAAAGGGUCAUCUGCAUAUGGUGGUAUGAGCAAUAGUGGGAAUUUCAAUCACUACCAACAGAAUCCACAGUCACGUAAUACACAAAAUGGUUUUGGCUACCAAAGGAAUUAAACUGGAUUCUUAAUAUUUGUGUAAUAAUUUCAAAACAUUGUCACAAUUUAAUUUGUGUAGUUUGUCACUGUGAUAGUGUGAAUGGAGCAAGGAAGCUGCACAUCACCUUCAUCACAAUCUUAAUAGAAUUGUUUAGCACAUGACUGUGCAUCCAUUAUAAUCUCAUAUUUAUCAUGAUUUAAUGCAUAUUGACCACUACUUGUGCAUUGUAAGCUGUCUGGUUCUGUGUGAGGCUUCAUAGUUUCUUGUAUUAAAAUGGAUUUGUUUCGUCCUAGCUGUUGUAACUUAAGACGACAUUACCUGGUUGUAAAGCAUGGUGCUUAAUGACAAUGCAUGGUUUUGAUUAAACAAAUUUGUGUUUGCAGAUCGAUUUCUGCUCAGACAUGUGCAAGCUCAUAUUACUUGCUAUUGUUGCACCUUGACCAUGCAGUGAAUAGUAGAAAUGAGUAAUUCUCAUGUACAGAUGAGAUUGUUCAGCAGAUGUGCUUCUUACAAAUUUUUAAGAAGCUGUCUUAAUGGCACAGCUGUAGUUAAAUUGGGCAGGCAUAUUGGGAUUAUUAAAAUAUAAAUCAUACUGUCUAUCUUAUCUGACAGCUGUUGACAUUCCCAUUCACAACUUCAUGAAUUUUUCGUAAUUUAUAAAUGUGAAAGUUAAUUAUUUUGUGUUCUGUUGAAAAAGUCAUGUGAAUUUUUGUUCAGAAUUUUGUACGUUCAGUAUUUUAUGUUUGUAUAUUUUUAAUAGUUGUGCUUGAAAACAAUUUCACACUGAUGGAAAUAAAUAUUGUGACAGGUGUGAAUUUUUAAAGCAUUACCAGUGCUACUUGCACACACAACCUUUCUCAAUGUUAAUUGGCACAAGAAAAAAAUGUGCAGUAAUGUAAAAUUCAUACAUGUGAAUAAAAUUAUAAACAGUC
This is a messenger RNA of Schistocerca nitens (vagrant locust), 3789 nucleotides long. RefSeq lists its product as uncharacterized. Lineage: Eukaryota; Metazoa; Arthropoda; Insecta; Orthoptera; Acrididae. Gene Ontology annotation, cellular component: ribonucleoprotein complex; nucleus; cytoplasm. Gene Ontology annotation, molecular function: RNA binding; RNA helicase activity; ATP binding. Bases 152 to 2875 code for a protein of 907 amino acids. The transcript is spliced from 14 exons. The record is from RefSeq and is a predicted model, not a curated record.